CCUCACACCGCACCGCACCGCGCACCAGAAUGUCUCAGUGGUAUGAGUUACAACAGUUGAAUUCCAAGUUCCUGGAGCAAGUCGAUCAGCUUUACGAUGACAACUUUCCAAUGGAAAUCAGACAGUAUCUUGGACAUUGGCUGGAGACCCAGGAUUGGGAGCACGCUGCUACGAAUGACUCCAUGGCCACUCUGCUCUUCCAUGAAAUGUUGGUGCAGCUGGAUGAUCAGUACAGCCGCUUCACCUUGGAGAACAACUUCUUACUACAGCACAACAUCAGAAAAAUCAAACGCAAUCUUCAGGUUUUCUUCCAGGAAGAUACUAUUUAUAUGGCGUUGACGAUAUCCAACUGCCUUAAGGAAGAAAAGAAAAUUCUAGACAAUGCUCAGAAAGCUGAACAGAACCACAUUGGUCAUAUCCAGAACACUGUUAUCCAGGAUAAACAAAAGAAGCUUGACCAGAAAGUGAGAAACGUGAAGACUGGCGUCCAGGAAAUUGAACAGGAAAUCAAAUCUCUUGAAGAUCUUCAGGAUGAAUUUGACUUCAGAUCCAAAACGCUGCAGAGUCGAGAGUUGGAAGUGAACGGCUUGGCUCAAAAUGAGAUUAAACAAGAAAAGCUUCAAAUCCACAACAUGAAGUUGACUCUGGAUAAGAAACGAAAGGAAGUGAUCAACAAAACCGCUUGUCUCCUGAAUGAAACGGAACAGAUUAAUGGCAUUCUGAUCAACGAAGAACUAUUGGAAUGGAAACGUCGGCAGCAGAUUGCUUGCAUCGGAGGACCUCCAAACACUUGUCUUGACCAGCUCCAGAACUGGUUCACACUGGUGGCUGAGAGUCUGCAGCAGGUUCGACAGCAGCUGAAAAAGCUGGAAGAAUUGGAGCAGAAAUAUUCGUACGAAGGAGACCCCAUCACCCAAAACAAGCAGUUCCUAGAGGAACGAAACAACAACUUGUUCUGCAACCUUAUUGUGAGUUCCUUUGUGGUAGAGAGGCAGCCUUGCAUGCCCACCCACCCCCAGAGGCCGAUGGUCCUGAAGACCGGCGUCCAGUUCACUGUGAAGCUCAGACUCCUGGUCAGGCUCCCCGAGCUAAACUAUCAGUUGCGGGUGAAGGCGUUAUUUGACAAGGAUGUCACUGAAAAGUGUUCGGGAAAGGGAUUUAGAAAAUUUAACAUACUUGGGACAAACACAAAGGUCAUGAACAUGGAGGAAUCAACUAAUGGAAGUUUGGCUGCAGAGUUCCGACAUCUGCAACUGAAGGAGCAGAAAAAUGCAGGCACCAGAACGACUGAAGGCCCUCUCAUUGUGACUGAGGAGCUUCACUCCAUCAGCUUUGAGACUCAGUUCUGUCACCAAAACCAGAUAAUAGAUCUUGAGACUACAUCUCUCCCGUUGGUUGUCAUCUCCAAUGUUAGCCAGCUCCCCAAUGGCUGGGCCUCUAUUCUCUGGUACAACAUGCUCGUAAGCGAUUCCAAGAACUUGGCAUUUUUCAACAACCCCCCAGUUGCCAAGUGGAGUCAGCUGUCUGAGGUACUGAGCUGGCAGUUCUCCUCGGUCACCAAGAGAGGCCUUAGCGUCGAACAGCUCAGUAUGCUGGGCGAGAAAUUGCUAGGUCUGAAUAACUGCUUCAAUGAUAAUGGGAUUCCAUGGACAAGAUUCUGCAAGGAGAAUCUAAAUGAAAAACCUUUCUCAUUCUGGCUCUGGAUCGAAGGGAUUUUAGAAUUGAUUAAAAAACAUCUUCUUCCUCUCUGGAAUGAUGGCUGUAUCAUGGGGUUCGUAAGUAAGGAGAAGGAGCGAACUUUGCUGAAGGACAGAAACCCGGGAACCUUUUUACUGAGGUUCAGUGAGAGCAGCAGAGAAGGUGCCAUCACGUUUACCUGGGUGGAGAAGUCACCAACUGAUGAGUCUCAGUUUCAUUCGGUGGAACCGUACACAAAGCAUCAAUUAUCCGCAGUUACCUUCCCAGACAUCGUUCGGAAUUACAAAGUCAUGGCAGCCGAGAACAUUCCGGAAAAUCCACUGAAGUACCUGUACCCUGAUCACCCCAAAGAUCAGGCAUUUGGAAAGUAUUACUCCAGACCAAAAGAUCCUGCAGAGCCUAUGGAUGUGGAUGAUUCCAAGACCAGUGGUUACAUAAAGACUGCACUCAUUUCAGUGUCUGAAGUUCACCCAUCUAGGCUGCAGUCAACAGAAAAUCUUCUACCUAUGUCCCCAGAAGAGUAUGGUGAACUCGAACGUCAACUGAGUCCAUCUGAAAUGGACACAGUGAUGUGCUCAUAUUCAAAUUAACUGAAUCCUUCACCUCCACGGUUCUACACCUCAAAGCCUCAUCAUUUUAUUUAACGUAUGACACUGAUUUGGUGUCACUUGUCCAAAGCUGAUCUUGCUGUAUUGUAAAUAUGAAUUUGUUUUUGGUAUAAAUGUUAUAUGUGGCUUGGUAGUAUCAGCAGCCGCUACUUUGUAAUGUUUUAGUUACACAAAUUUUUGGACAAAAAAAUCUACAAUCUUUUUUUAAUACUGUAUUAAGCCUCUACCAUGAUGCAAUAUGUCUGGCUGCAAUACAAUCAGGUAAUGUGUACACUUCUCCUAUGAUUUAACUAAAGCAACACACAUUUUGUUAAAUAUUUGGUAUGAAUUUGUUUAAACCACUCUGACUUUUCUCUGAGUCAAGAGAAAUAAAUCUCACAGGCAACUAGGAUUUAUAACACCAGCUGUGAACUGUAUAACUUGCCUUAUUAUUUAAUUUCUUUACUGGGUGAUAGUCAUGGCCUUUUUAAAACAUUUAGUAUUGAAGUGAUACAUGUUAGCUUUUGGAGAUGAUUUUUCAAUGAAGCAAAUAUUUUGCAAAGCAAUUAUGGAAAUACCUUAAAACCUAUUGCUAUUACUGAUCUGAAAGUGAUGACUGCUCUUGGAAAUGCUUAUUGCAACUUUGUAUUGUUUGAAAUGAAGUAUAAUUAUAAAUAAACUUGUUACAGAAUG
Messenger RNA from Callorhinchus milii (elephant shark), 2978 nucleotides. Its product is annotated as signal transducer and activator of transcription 1-alpha/beta. The transcript is spliced from 24 exons. Bases 30 to 2288 code for a protein of 752 amino acids. Gene Ontology annotation, biological process: response to peptide hormone; defense response; regulation of transcription by RNA polymerase II. Lineage: Eukaryota; Metazoa; Chordata; Chondrichthyes; Chimaeriformes; Callorhinchidae. The record is from RefSeq and is a predicted model, not a curated record. Gene Ontology annotation, molecular function: DNA-binding transcription factor activity, RNA polymerase II-specific; RNA polymerase II cis-regulatory region sequence-specific DNA binding.